UGUUUACACACUAAAUUUUUGCGCAUUAUCUAGACAUCUCUUUAUCACAGUAUGCGUCAUUCCUGUUAUACUGCACACAUCAAGUACUGUCAAGGGUAGCCCUGUCAAGUAUUCUGAUGUUUACUAACUACAUUUUUGGGCAUUAUCUAGGCAUCUCUUUAUACACCUUAUGACAUCAUUUGAAUGAGGAAAUCCCCAAAUGUCUCUAUAUAUACAAUGUGCAAUAUCUAACUGCUGCACAAAAUUCUUUUCCUCUGGUAAUCUCACAACAAAAUUGAAAGGAUGACGAUGUUUUUAGUUCUUGUACUGAUUUUCAUGUCUGUAUCAAAAAUCAGGACGGCUUCCUUGUUAACCGGUACUAACGAUCAGAACUCCACUGCUCUGAUAAACGAAAGAAAUGGCGUAAAGGAGAUCGAUAUCCUCCGUCAGCUCGUCAAUCAAGAGACACGAAUACGGGUAUCCGUUGUCAACGACGUCAUGGCAGCUCUGGAUGACGUCAAUUCUGUGAAGAAAAACAUAGAAAUGUUACAAAGAAAGGUUGAUUCUCUGACUGAGGAGCAGAAAAGAGUAAACAGUAAUUGCCAGGAAAAGAUUCAGGAACUUGAAAAGAGGUUUACUAAAAAAAUCGCCGAAAUUUACGAAGAUGUCAAACUCAAUAAGGAUUGUAAGGACCACUUUAUAAAGGGACAAACACAGUCUGGUGUCUAUGAAAUUCAUCCGUUUGAAAACCAGACCCAAGUCAGCGUGUAUUGUGACAUGGAAACCGAGGGCGGUGGGUGGACAGCAAUUCAGAGACGUGUGGGCGGAUCUGUGAGAUUUAACAGAACGUGGGCGGAGUACAAGACUGGGUUCGGGAGUCCUAACCACUCCUACUGGAUUGGAAAGUACUUGUGUUAA
Saccostrea cuccullata (small rock oyster) is the source of this 897-nucleotide messenger RNA. Its product is annotated as fibroleukin-like. The record is from RefSeq and is a predicted model, not a curated record. The coding region runs from base 283 to 897 and encodes 204 amino acids. Lineage: Eukaryota; Metazoa; Mollusca; Bivalvia; Ostreida; Ostreidae. The transcript is spliced from 3 exons.